AUGGCCAAACGAAAAGCGCCAGAAACGGCGACUGAACCAACCCAAACCCCUUCUAAACGCCCAAGACGAAACCCGCAAGACGAUAUACCUCUCACAAACGGGACGCAGGCGGACGCUCAUUCUAUGGAGGAGCCGCUCGUAAAUGGCACGCCUACCAAGAACAUAGGCUCAUCACGCCCUAAACGAAAAAACACAACUACAACCACCCUCUUUGAGGUAGAGGAAACCGACCAAGACGAACCGGCGCCAAAAUCCAAUGGAAGAACCUUGUUCUCGACCCCCAGAAAGAAAAGAACCCUGACUGAGACACCUUCAAAAUCCAAAAGAGCUGAUCGAUCGGCCAAACGCAAAAGUGCACAAAUUCUUGCUCAGGCCAACGAGGAUGAUGAUUGGGAUGGCGAGCAUGCAUUGGCCAGGGCUAUACUAGACGAGGAAGAGGAAGAGGAAGAACGGGCGGAAGAUGAUGCUCUCACCAAGCAGCCUGGUGACGAAGCUAUCGACACCAACGUUACAACUCCAGUAAAGACGCCGGGCAAACGUGGACGACCAAAAGGGGCCAAAAAUAAAAGAUCACCUACACCAGAAGGAGACAUUCCUCCUGAAGAACGGUACUUUUAUCAAAACCGUGCAGGCCCGCCUCAAAUUUCAAGCAACAAGUUCAAUUCAGUCAAAUUGUUGAACCUGGAGGAAUUUCAGAGCCAGAUGCAAACAUACAAAGACCAUCAUGACCCCGACAAAGCCCACCUCAUGAAGCUCCAUGCCAGGUCCUUCCCCCAAUGGCGAUUUGAACUUUCUCAAGGAUUUGGUCUUUGUCUCUAUGGAUAUGGCAGCAAACGCAAGUUGGUCAGCAACUUUGCGGAAUGGCUCCAUAAGAAUUCAAAGAUACCUCCACGCAUUGUCAUCGUCAAUGGCUACACCGCAAAGCUGAAUGUUAGAGGCAUCGUCAAUGCUGUAGCGUCAGCCUUGGUGGGCGAAGAAGAACGUUUGCGGCUGGUCGGGCAGCCUCAUGAACUGGUUGACGGUUUGUUCGAAUAUAUUGCCGAUCACCCACCUCGAUCUCAACUCAUCGUCAUGGUCAAUUCGAUUGAUGCCUCCCCUAUCCGACGUGCAUCUGCUCAGUCUGUGUUAGCUCGACUUGCGGACCACCCUUUGAUCCAUUUCGUUGCUACGGCCGACACCCCAACAUUUCCUAGUUUAUGGAAUUCAUCUCUGUUGAACCAGUUCAAAUUUGUGUUUCACGACUCCACCACAUUUACUCCAUACACGGCGGAGAUCCAGGUUGUCGAUGAAGUUCAUGAUCUCUUGGGCCGGAAAAAACUUCGUGUGGGUGGCAAGGAAGGCAUUGGAUUCGUCCUCAAAUCGCUACCAGAAAACGCACGCAAUCUCUACCGAGUGCUACUCUCCGAGAUCCUGACCAUCUUGGGAGACAGGCAGCCGAACGGAGACGGACAAAAGACGUCUCGGGAACCUGCCGACGAGGUAGGAAUCGAGUACCGAACGUUGUACCAGAAGGCAUCCGAGGAAUUCAUCUGCUCGAGCAGCAUGAACUUUCAGUUCCUCCUCAAAGAGUUCCACGACCAUCAGAUGAUUACGAGUAAACGGGAUUCCAGCGGAACAGAGAUGCUGGGGGUUCCGCUGAUUAAAGACGAGAUGGAGGCUGUGCUGGAGGAUCUGGUGCUUUGAACGAGGGACAUUAC
This is a messenger RNA of Exophiala mesophila, 1697 nucleotides long. RefSeq lists its product as uncharacterized. The record is from RefSeq and is a predicted model, not a curated record. The coding region runs from base 1 to 1683 and encodes 560 amino acids. Gene Ontology annotation, cellular component: nuclear origin of replication recognition complex; nucleus. Gene Ontology annotation, molecular function: DNA replication origin binding. Gene Ontology annotation, biological process: DNA replication. NCBI's taxonomy places the organism in Eukaryota, Fungi, Ascomycota, Eurotiomycetes, Chaetothyriales, Herpotrichiellaceae. The transcript has a single exon.